Messenger RNA from Sinocyclocheilus grahami, 4790 nucleotides. RefSeq names its product serine/threonine-protein kinase B-raf-like. The transcript has 15 exons. Bases 57 to 1874 code for a protein of 605 amino acids. Gene Ontology annotation, cellular component: cytosol; mitochondrion; plasma membrane. Gene Ontology annotation, biological process: MAPK cascade; protein phosphorylation. Lineage: Eukaryota; Metazoa; Chordata; Actinopteri; Cypriniformes; Cyprinidae. Gene Ontology annotation, molecular function: ATP binding; MAP kinase kinase kinase activity. The record is from RefSeq and is a predicted model, not a curated record.
UCUCGUUCUCUGUUUCUUUCCUCUAUUAUUUUCCACUCGGUUUCUCGUGGUUUAAAAUGGCGGCGUUGAGCAGCGCCGAGUCCCCACCGCCCGUCUUCAACGGAGACACCAUGAACCGCGAUCCGGAGCGGGACCCGGGACUGGACGAGCUGGGCGCGGGGCUCGAACCCGCCUGUCCCGGAGGAGCGGCGAUCCCCGAAUGUCAACAGGACAUUCCCGAGGAGAUAUGGAACAUCAAACAGAUGAUUAAGUUAACCCAAGAGCACCUAGAAGCGCUUUUAGAUAAGUUUGGAGGAGAACACAAUCCGCCAUCUAUAUACCUGGAGGUGAGUUGGCCCGACAAACGAGUUGCUGUCAUGAGUGUGAUGGUGGCUUUUAAUCGUGUAUUGUGCAGAAUUACAUUGUACUCUCCUGUCUCUGUUUUCUCCAGGUCUCUGUGCCAUCCUACUGUGUCCCCGUCCAAAUCCAUCCCUAUCCCACAGUCCUUUAGACCUGGAGAGGAGGACCACCGCAACCAGUUUGGCCAGAGGGAUCGCUCUUCCUCAGCCCCUAACGUCCAUAUCAACACCAUCGAGCCGGUCAACAUUGAUGAUUUGAUCCGUGAUCAAGGCUUACCGAGGUCAGAUGGAGCCCCCUCGCAACACCCAGCCCGCUGCUUGAGGAAGAACCGAACACGGACCUCAAGCCCCCUUCUGUCCUCCCACCCCAAUGACAUUGUCUUUGAUUUUGAGCCUGAGCCAGUGUUCAGAGGCUCCACAACAGGCCUGUCGGCCACACCUCCUGCCUCCCUGCCUGGUUCCCUGCCCAAUGUGAAGGUGUCCAAAUCACCCUGCCCACCGAGAGAGCGGAAGCCAUCGUCUUCAUCUGAGGACCGCAAUAAAAUGAAAACCCUGGGUCGACGGGACUCCAGCGAUGAUUGGGAGAUCCCAGAAGGUCAGAUCACCCUGGGACAGCGGAUAGGAUCUGGCUCUUUUGGAACAGUCUACAAGGGGAAGUGGCACGGUGAUGUGGCGGUAAAGAUGUUGAAUGUCACAGCUCCCACUCCACAGCAGCUACAGGCCUUUAAGAAUGAAGUGGGUGUCCUCAGGAAAACCCGCCAUGUGAACAUCCUGCUCUUCAUGGGCUACACCACCAAACCCCAGCUGGCUAUUGUUACACAGUGGUGUGAAGGCUCGAGUCUCUACCACCACCUGCACAUCAUCGAGACCAAGUUUGAGAUGAUCAAGCUGAUUGACAUUGCCCGUCAGACGGCUCAGGGCAUGGACUAUCUGCACGCCAAGUCCAUCAUCCAUAGAGAUCUGAAGAGUAACAAUAUCUUUCUGCAUGAGGACCUAACAGUAAAGAUUGGUGAUUUCGGUCUGGCUACAGUGAAAUCCCGCUGGAGUGGCUCGCAUCAGUUUGAGCAGCUUUCUGGCUCUAUCUUGUGGAUGGCUCCGGAGGUGAUCAGAUUGCAGGAUAAAAACCCAUACAGUUUCCAGUCGGAUGUCUACGCGUUUGGCAUUGUGCUCUAUGAGCUCAUGUCAGGGGCUCUGCCUUACUCUAACAUCAACAACAGAGACCAGAUUAUCUUCAUGGUUGGCCGGGGUUACCUGUCUUGUGACCUGAGCAAAGUGCGCAGUAAUUGCCCCAAGGCCAUGAAGAGACUUAUGGCAGAUUGUCUGAAGAAAAAGCGAGAGGAGAGACCUCUUUUCCCUCAGAUCCUGGCCUCUAUUGAGUUAUUGGCACGCUCUUUGCCCAAGAUCCACCGCAGCGCUUCUGAACCGUCCCUUAACCGCGCUGGAUUCCAGACAGAGGACUUCAGCAUGUACACCUGCGCUUCCCCCAAGACGCCCAUCCAGGCUGGUGGCUAUGGUGAAUUCUCAGCGUUUAAAUAGUGCUGCAAAUCCUAAAACUCCAUCCCUUGUCAGUUUUUACGACGUCUUGUGUUCCUACGGUGGGUUCAUCCAUAACACAGAAAAGGACUAGUUUUCAAAGAAUGUGCUGUUUUUCUUCCUCUUUACCCGAAGAGCUACGGCCUCAAUGGAAUUGCUUUAAAAUAAAAAUGAUCUCUGCAGGGUGUCAUUGCUGAUUUUACAAAAAUGUCAUAAACAUCACAAAGGACAACUCGAUAAUGCAGCGUACAACAAAAACGACUGAUGUGAGAAACCAACAGCUGCUCACUGGAAAGAAAAAGGCAAACAAACCCAAACAGAUUUUGGCAGGGGAUGAAAAACUUUCCCCAAGAAGGAAGAUAAAUGGGUUUGGGAUGAAUGAUAUUGGGAGCACAAGCCCCGCCUUUGCUCCGCCCCUGGAGGGGAACAACACACAGCACUGGCCAAUCAGAAAACAGGGCCCAGUGACAUGGAAUGAUGGGAAAAUUGGCAUAAGAAAGAGGACGUCAAGUCGCAGUCAUGGAAAGGUGCUGAAUGUCAGGAGAAUGAUAUUUAGAAACGUUUUUUCUCUUGCAAUGAGUUUGUUACGAGAUGUCGCCCGUGGGUGGAGUUAUUAAUACAGAUUUCUUUGGUCUUUAGCAUUUUUUUUUUCUCUCAAGGGUCAUAUGUUGUAGAUAAACCGACCCUUUUUCAGUUACAGAUAUAGUUUGUGACCAGUGGUAAAUGAAGCAACCAUCAAAAGACUUUUUUUUUUUAUAUUCACAUAUAUAUUCUAGAAUAUUCUGUAGGUUUUUUUCUUUUAGUUCUUUGUCAAGGCAAACUAGUAUUUUUUUUUAUUUAUUUUGCAUUUCACAUGUCCCACGCAAAGAAGCCUGGGGAAAUGUUUUUAGCCUCUCUUGGAUCGGCACAAAUACCAUCAGAAAUGUCUGAGGUGGGCAAAAUCAAAGCGGUUUCCGCGCUUCUAGAGAAUUUGAUUUAGUUUCGACUCCUUACAGUAGCUGAAGGUUACAUUAUUUAAAGUUUCUUGUAGAAAAACCCACUGUAUAAAGCAAACACGAAGCCUUGCUAUGGAGUAACAAUGUGGGCGUAUUUCAGAUGUAUUUCUGUACUUUUCACUACAACUUUAAGCUUAACUGUUGUUAUUAGAAGCCAUUCCUUUGAGGCCAUAACGGUUAACAGAUUUUUAUUUUAUUUUUUUUUUAGAUUCGAUUCAUCCGAGUCUCUUUUCGAACACUUUGGACCUUGCACCGCUGGAUUCAUUCUGAUAUAUUUGUUCACGGGUCAUAGGGUCAUUAAGUUUCAUAUAGUUUUUCUUGUGUUAUAUACAGGCAGGCCUGCAAAGUUACAUUAAUUUAUAUUGCUUUAAUUGUAUUACUUUUUGUUCGGUGUUGUUUCGAACUCUCAGAGAGGUGUGUGUGUGUGUGUAUAUGUAUAUAUAUAUAUAUAUAUAUACAUACAUAUUUUCUCUCACUCAUUCUGUGAUUUGCUGAAAUGGACAUUACGCAGUGUGUCUGUGCACUUUGUAUAAAUGACUGAUGCAGAUAAGCAAUUUUGCCUUUUUAAAGACUUAAUAUAUUUUGUCAUAUGAAGAGGUUAAAGCAUGGUUACCGGAUUGCAAAAUGAAUGAAAAUUGAUUUCAAAAGCAGGCAGGGCCAUGGGACACUAAAAACCAAAGCUUAAUCCAACCUCCUAAUGCCACCUUCGCCAUUGCCGGAGAACGGUUAUCUGGAUCUUCGACCAAAUCGAUUCGCCCUAUGACUCGAACAGGCGACAAAGCGGCGACUCUUCGUUUCAAGUUGGUCCAAAGACUUCUGCGUCAACCCUCUAGCAUAGCUUUGGGCUGUAGUGACACUAGCACUGUGUAGCCCUGAAGUUCACCUAGACACUGUGGAUAGUGGAAGUGCCCUCGUAGGGAUGCUUUUUGUUAUUUCGGCCUCUUCGUAGUGAAAUAAGUGGCUCUGCCUCCUUUUUUUCUCGUAGGAAAUGACGCAUUUUUGCUUUCGACUCCACAAUAUGCUUGAUGUUGCACAGAUAACUGAGGCUCUGCGCUUGGUUCGCCACUCGUGCUCUGUUACAAAAGCGAAGACACGCAUCCCAUCUUCUUGCUUCUGUUGAGAUGGAUUGGAUUAUUUAUUUUGGUUCUUUUUUUCGAUUAUUUUUAUAAGGACGAUGCUCUGUGAAUUGGUUCCGCCACUUAAACUUGCCAUUAAGGAGAGAGGAGCUCCACGGAUCCUUUGAGUCGUGACGGUGGUCACUGUUUUCACAUGUAUAAUUUAAAAAGACAAGACGUUUGAAUGAACUUGUUACCAGAUUAAGCUGGCAAACCUAACGUGGGUUGCGUAUGGAGAUGGUAGAGGUGUAUUUUAAGAAUGCUGUAUUUAUUUUCUAUGGGAAUGUUACUGAAGAUGUCUGACUUGUGAAGGAUCGAUCCUUCUUGACUGGAAUACUUGGGGACCCGUUUAAUUACAACUCGGAGAUAAACACACAUAUAUACAGAUUCUCUAUAACCAUUUUUAUUUCACUCCCCAAACCCCCAUUUUAUUUGCUUUUUAAGCCUUCACCAAAAAACGUCCGUAUCACAUUCCUUUCUGUUGCCUCGUCUGCACUUUAACCCCACCCUCCCCCAGUGCAAGUUCAUUCAAGUGAGGAACUAUCAUACAAAUGUUUGGGAGACUCUUUUCAUCUGUAAAUAGCUGUACAAAGGAAGUACUGUCCGUUUGCUAGGAGGCAUGGAGAUAAAAAAUAAUGAAAUGACUUCAAGUGUUUCAACUUAAGAAAUAAAGGUUAAGAAAAGACAUUUUGAUAGAUGAAAUUCUGAGAAAAUAUUUCGGUGUAAAAAUAUUUAAGACUGUAUUAUAUAAAAGGAAAAGAGCUUAAUGUAUUUGUUGUGAAUAUGAAAAACUGAUAUAUUAAAGAAGU